CCUCUCCGUUUGUCACCGGGAGUGGAGGACACACCGGAUCCAACGGUGACGCUUUUGUCUUUCCACCUGCGAAACGGAAUGGAUUUUUUGUUUUUCCUCCAGCUUUCGGGGAUGUAUAAUUUAAACACAGGCUAUUGAUGGGCAAUCAAAGUUACACUGACACGUUUAUCAAGUUGGACUGUGUUGGUUUAGUUUCCCGGUGAGUCCGUCGGACUCUGUGCGGUCGCGGCUGUAAAGUUUUGUCCUCCAAUCCAGUGAAGGCUCCGGUGUCUGUGUACGGACGUAAGGGGUUGAUGGGAGCAGGGCGAGGUGGAAACGCUCCGCCAUCGGCGCGUCUCUCUCUCUCUCCCUCUGUGUGUCUCACUCGCGUUCAGUCGUCUAAAACUCCGGCAGGUUUGCACCGAUGUGGUUUUAGCUGCUGGACUGGAGAGUUUUGGAUUCUCACUUUUGGAUCUACGGGAUGCAGCAUCAUCAUCAUCAUCAUCAUCAUCAUCAUCACAUGAACUCGCAUUAUGUACAACCCGAAGAAAAGCGGACCAGUGUGACAAGUUUAUUUUAAAUCACCAAAACACCUCUUUAAACCCCCCCAAAAGCGCAAUGAUUUUAACCGCUUUUGUCAUGAUAUUGUCCUUUCCGGACUCGGUGUUCACCUUGAAGGGGGACGUCAGCUCGUCCUCCCGGCCCACCCGCCCAGACUGCGUAAAGGCCAGCGAGCAAUGUCUGAAGGAGUACAGCUGCAGCACCAAGUACCGGACGAUGAGGCAGUGCGUGGCGGGCAGGGAGAGCAACUUCAGCGCGGUCACCGGUACGGAGGCGCAGGGCGAGUGCCGCAGCGCCAUCGACGCCAUGAAGCAGAGCACGCUCAACAACUGCAGGUGCCGGAGAGGCAUGAAGAAGGAGAAGAACUGCCUCCGGAUCUUCUGGAGCAUAUUUCAGAGUUUACAGGGUAAUGAUUUGCUGGAGUACUCUCCAUAUGAACAAGUCAAUAGCCGGCUCUCGGAUAUCUUUCGCUUGGCCCCCAUCAUAGCUGUUGAGCCGGCAUCUACAAAGGAGAACAACUGUCUGAAUGCUGCCAAGGCCUGUAACCUGAAUGACACGUGUAAGAAAUACCGCUCAGCAUACAUCAACCCCUGCACUAGCAGGGUGUCUGCUUCUGAGGCCUGCAACAAGCGCAAAUGCCACAAGGCCCUCCGACAGUUCUUCGACAAGGUUCCGACUAAAUACAGCUAUGGGAUGCUGUUCUGCUCCUGUCCAGCGGGGGAUCAGACAGCAUGUGCAGAGCGCCGACGACAAACAAUCGUGCCCGUCUGCUCCUACGAUGACAAAGACAAGCCUAACUGUCUGUCUCUUCAGAACACAUGCAAGACCAACUACAUCUGCAGGUCAAGGCUGGCAGACUUCAUCAGCAACUGUCAGCCAGAAGCUCACUCCAUAUCAGGCUGUCUGAGGGAGAGCUACGCUGACUGUCUGCUGUCUUACUCAGGUCUUAUUGGUACGGUGAUGACACCGAAUUACGAGCGAUCGCUCGGCAUCAGUCUGUCGCCGUGGUGCGACUGCGGCAGCAGCGGGAACAGCAAGCCAGACUGUGAACGAUUUGCAGAGUUUUUCACCAGCAACCGAUGCCUACGAAAUGCUAUCCAGGCAUUUGGCAAUGGUACUGAUGUCGGAGUGUGGCAGCCUCAACCCCCAAUUCAGCCCACCUUACCAGAGGCCAGCAUCACGCGGAGGGGCAAAGACCGAACCAGCAACGGACUGGAUGCACUCACGGACACGACCAAACUGGAUCUAGAUGAAGACUCUUUAUAUCACAUCUGUGGGACCUUACAGGCCCAAAAGCUGGUGUCAAAUCUGACAGUGGAUAAUGCUCAAUGUGUGAACCAUCAACUGGAUGAGUCUAGCAGCUCAAAUGCCAACGCUAGAAGCCCAGCAGCUGGACUCCCCCGCUUACACCCCUCAAGCGUGCUCCUCUCACUCGCCUUUGCUUUAACGCCAAUGCUACGACGGCCUGAAGGUUUCCAGCUGUUGUAGGAGCCGAGGACUACGGAUCAACACUUUUCUCUCUCUCAAGAAGUGAUCCAACUCAUUUUUGAUUUCGACAUUUGCCAAAGUGUGACACUGACGCCUUUUUUUUUCUUCUUCAAAACGGAAAUAAUCAACACAGCCCGGUGAGAGCGCUGACGUCAGACGACAGUGGAUUAUCGCCGAGCGGUCCGUUUUAAAUGUUGCUGAACACAGACCUGCUGAAGCCGUUGCUGAGAUAUCCGCUCAUUUGCCUUCCACCAUUACAUGCUGAGGGAACACUCACUUCUUUUGUGGAGUUCAACUCUGUGAUCUGAUAAGCAUGUGAAUAAAAUUCACCUCUUUGGAAUGUGUUGCAAUCGGAGCACAUUUGACUGAAUGUGCUGAACAGUGUUUUUGGGGGGGAAGGAGUGGGUCAUUUCUGUAUUACCUGUGCUUGGGUUUGUCCAGCCAAUAAACCUGCUUCAGUUCAACAAAAAGAAAAACUAAGUGUUGUAUAAAAGUGCUGAUCUAUAAUACGUCACAAGGGACCACUAACACAUCUCAUAGACACACUGAAUGGAAUAAUAACUAUUGAACUGAUUUAAGAUGCCAUCACAUCAGCCAGAAGAAAAGUAACAAUUUCUCUUCUACAUGUUCGGUACUAGGUAGAGAUCAGUUUUGUAGAUUUAUUUGAUUGUUAUGGUUGUUUGUGGUUUUAAUCACAUCGCCUCUAAAAGAACAUUUUGUAGAUAUGAUACAUAAAGUGAACACUCUAUAACAGUAUGCUGCCGUUAGCUUGUAACAUAUUGUCUGUGAUGUGUUUUGGGAGUCUUUGUUAGGACCUGUCAGCGUUAUCCAGUGUAACUGAUUUAUAAAAUGUGACAGGAUAUGGUUCUUUAAUCGUGUGGUUAAAGAUAUGACUGUUGUGUGGUUAUAUUUUGUUGUAUGAUUGCAAAGUGCAUAAUGUUAUCUUAAACAGUACUUUUGUUAAGAACAAACCGUCAAUGUGUAACAGCAACAAGAACAUAAAGACUUUACAUAAAGGGGUCUUUAAUGGCAAAAACGAAUUUAUGUUAUCUUUCUGUUCUACUGAGAGUGGAAAUGUUGUGAUGGUUUGAUUGAUUUUUUUUUUUGUUAGAGAGAUGAAUAUAAAAUGUACAUAUUCACAAGUAGAACCAAUGCCAAAAGACAAAACACUGCUAGCAAUUACUACGGAGACAAAGGACGAGAUGAAAACACUUGCAUAGUUAUUAUAAACUUAAUGACACACUAAUUAUCAAAGAUAUUCAAAGAAUGUACAACAUAAAGACAAUGAACACUGAAAACGUGUCUUUAAACAUCGUUGCUAUUUCUAAAAAUGUGUGAAAUGUGCAAAUGUGUCUGUAAAACCACUUCCAGAUAUUGUCCCUGCAGACAUCUUAAUGAUGAGAUUUGGGGUUCUUUUUUAAAGGUUUUGGUCAAAUAAUAUGACAUCAGCUUUUGUCUAAUUUGACCGAAAGACAUUAACAGGAUAAACUUGAAGACAUCUCAUACAGGAGGCCACUUUUAUGUACAAAUAGCCACGAACAACAUUUAAAAAUAUGUUAUCUGUUCAGUGUUUCCCAAACAGCUGAAAUAAAAAUG
Molecule: messenger RNA, 3624 nt
Organism: Anarrhichthys ocellatus (wolf-eel)
Lineage: Eukaryota; Metazoa; Chordata; Actinopteri; Perciformes; Anarhichadidae
Gene: gfra1b
Product: gdnf family receptor alpha 1b
Exons: 10
Coding region: 598-2028 (476 amino acids)
Biological process (GO): nervous system development
Cellular component (GO): signaling receptor complex; external side of plasma membrane
Molecular function (GO): signaling receptor activity
Source: RefSeq, a predicted model, not a curated record